AUGUCUUUUUGCUUCCAUCUUACUCCCCUUUUCUCCCUCCUCUUGUCUUUUCUUGUCUUCCCCUUCUUUUCCCUUCCAUCUUCUCCUCCCUUCUUUCUCCUUUGUCUUUCUUGUUUUGUCUUACUCCCCUUCUUUCUCCCUCUUCUUUUGCCUUCAUUUACUCCUUCUUUCUCCCUAUCUCUUUUUGCUCCAUCUUACCUCCUUCUUUUCCCUAUGUCUCUUUUUUGCUUUUACAUCUUCUUUCUCCCUAUAUUCUCCUGUCCUUCUUUUUCUCCCUCUGUCUUUUUUCAUCACCUCCCCUUCUUUCUCCUAUCUUCUCUUGUCUUUACAUUAACCUCCUUCUUUCCCUCCCUGUCUUUUGCCUUCCAUCUUACUCCCCUUCUUUCUCCCUAUCUUCUCUUGUUUUCCAUUCGCUCCCUUCUUUUCUCCCUCUGUCUUUUUUGCUCAUCUUAUUUCCCCUUCUUUCUCCCCUCUUCUCUUGUCUUCCCAUUCUCCCCUUCUUUCUCCUUGUCUUUUUGCUUUUCCAACCUCCCCUUCUUUCUCCCUCUGUCUUUUGCCUUCCAUCUUACUCUCCCUUCAUUCUCCCUAUCUUCUCUUGUCUUCCAUUAA
Acanthosepion pharaonis is the source of this 609-nucleotide messenger RNA. The record is from the annotation of a GenBank genome assembly. NCBI's taxonomy places the organism in Eukaryota, Metazoa, Mollusca, Cephalopoda, Sepiida, Sepiidae.